Entrophospora candida is the source of this 2646-nucleotide messenger RNA. The record is from the annotation of a GenBank genome assembly. Lineage: Eukaryota; Fungi; Glomeromycota; Glomeromycetes; Entrophosporales; Entrophosporaceae.
AUGGAAGGCAUUCAAAGCAUUUGUAUUAAAAACACAGAAACAAGACAAUCUCCCAAACCUCAUGUUGUUUACCGUGUAGAAGUUCAAGCAGCAGUUAGAACUUGGACUAUUUGGAAACGUUACAGUGAAUUCGAUGAAUUAAAUGAUAAACUUUCCCGUCUUUUUCCAAAUAACCUACCACCAUGUGAAAUUCCAGGAAAGAACUAUUUCCAAUCUACCUUGGGAAAUCCCAUUCUUAUCGAAGAAAGACGUAGAGGCUUGGAAGAGUAUUUAAAAGCAAUACUUUCACACAGAGAUGAUCGUUGGAGAGAAACUGAUGAAUGGAAAGCAUUUUUAGCCAUACCAACUGGAAGGUCAAUCGACCCUAUUAAUAUGUAUACUUUUGAAAGUUGGCUUGAUGAAUUUCAACAAGUCCAAGCAUUAGCCAAAGAGAUUCGUUCACAUCUUAAUCGCCGUGAAACACAUAUUGCAAAAAACGAAGUACAAGCUUCACAUAAUUGUAGUUUACAGGCUAAAAAAUGCUUAGCUACACUAGGUGUUCGAGCGUCACAACUUGAAAGCGGUCUUACAGGUUUAGCAAAAGGUUCUGGAAGAGAUGGUAAGGUUAUGUCGGAAGGUGAACUCAGGAGAAGACAAGAUAUGUUAAAUGAUCUCAAAGAUGAAAAAGACACCUUAGCAAAACUUGUGUUAGCAAAUAGACCUGACUAUAGCAAGGCCACCACACCAGCUAGCUCGAUUGAUCGUGCUGCUUUGUUCCGACAACCAAUUAGACAGCGUUCAUCACCACAACUUGGUAAAUUUGGAGGUAGUGCAAUAAUGGAUACACCAGCCAAUGGAAAUGGGUUAGCCACAUCACCGACAUCGUCAAUUUUAACUAAUUCUCAAACGAAUCUUUCAUCACGACGAGUAUUUGGUAAUGCUCGAGCAACGCCAGCCGAAACUGAACAAACUCGUGGUCUUGACAAUGAGGGUCUGGUAAAAUUACAAAAACAGGCCAUGGAAGAUCAAGACCGGCAUGUUGAACAAUUUACUGCCAUAUUAAAUAGACAAAAACAUAUCGGACUUGCCAUUAAUAAUGAAUUAGAGAUUCAAAAUCAAUUGUUGACAGAAUUAGAUGAAAGCACAAAUAAUAUUCCUUUAGGAAGAAGAAGACUAUAUGGUACAUCUGAUGAACAAGAAUUACAAGUAACCCAAAAUUACAGUCCGGAGCCUAACUACCCUACUGGAUUUUCACUUAAAAGAUCUAAUGAUAAUGACGACGACCAACAAUCAGAUGAAAGAGAAGAACGUAGGCGUAAGAGAAGAAGUAGAUGGGGUGGCGAGGAAUCAAAGGUAAACAUUCCAGGACUACCAACUGCAAUCACUUCAAAGAUGUCAAAGGAACAGUUAGAUGCCUAUCUUUUACAUAUGAGAUUAGAAGAAAUUGGUAGAAAAUUAAGAACUGGAGAUUAUGUUCCACCAGAGCGUGAAAGAUCGUUAUCACCUAAACCUAUUUAUGAUUCACAAGGAAAACGUGUCAAUACUCGGGAGUAUCGUUAUCGUAAAAAAUUAGAAGAUGAAAGACACAGGUUAAUCGAGGAUGCUAUCAAAAUGAAUCCAGAUUUUAAACCACCUGCUGAUUAUAAGCGUCCUACCAAAAUGCAGGAUAAAGUUUAUAUACCAGCAAGAGAAUUUCCCGAGAUCAAUUUCAUUGGUUUAUUGAUUGGUCCUCGUGGUAACACUUUAAAAAAAAUGGAAUCAGAAUCCGGUGCUAAGAUUAGUAUUCGUGGUAAAGGAAGUGUCAAAGAAGGAAAGAGUAGGACAGAUUCUGCUGCAAAUGCUAAUCAAGAAGAAGAUUUGCAUUGUCUGGUUACUGCUGAUUCCGAGGAUAAGGUAGAGAAGGCAGUUGAAAUGGUCAAUAAGAUUAUUGAAAAUUCAGCUUCCGUUCCGGAAGGUCAAAACGAACUUAAAAGACAACAAUUACGUGAAUUGGCAGCUCUUAAUGGUACACUUAGGGAUGAUGAAAAUCAAAUUUGUGCCAAUUGUGGUAUUACUGGACAUCGUAAUUAUGAGUGUACUGAAUCACAAAAUGUUACUAUCAAUCUUACAUGCCGCAUAUGUAGUGGACAUGGUCAUACUGCCAGGGAUUGCAUGGAAAGAAAUAACCCUGAAGCAUUACAACAAGCAAAACAAAGAGAUCAAAGGUUAGAUAAUGAAUAUUUGAAUUUGAUGGCUGAGUUAGGUGAAAACAUUGGAUCCAAAACUAAUGAAACAACUGGAAAAACUGGCCAUUACGGGCCCGCAACUACAAGUAAGCCACCAUGGGCACAAUCUAACGCAACUAGUGGAACCACUACAACACAUUGGGCUUCAAAAUCUUCAACACCAACUUCAACUGGGGUCCACACAGGAUUAUCAUCUAUUCCUCCCUGGCAACAAACAGCAUCAACUACAAUUCCUCCUCCACCCGGCUUAAGUAAUGCACCACCACCACCAGCAUUGUCAUUAAAUAAUACACCGUGGAACACUGCUAAAACUACCAACACCAUAUAUGCGCCGCAACCUCCACAACCUCCACCCCCACCUGGUUCACUAUAUCCUACUGCACCGGCUCCAACUUCGACCUCAUAUUAUUCACUUACAUCUACAAAUACAGCACCAAAGUGA